AUCACAACUUUACCUGAAACUAUUUCCUUUUCCCCUCUUCCCAUACCCCACUCAAAGAAUCCUUUGUUGAGGAGAGACUUAUUCGACGCUAGAUUCCAAUUCGCUUCUUCUGCUUCUCUUCCCUAUCCCUCCUUCUCGGGGGAUACGGAAAUCGAGAUGACGGAGGAGUUUGUGGAUGUUGGAUCGGAUCUCGUUCCGGGUGUAUAUGAAGGUGGUUUGAAGACUUGGGAAGGGGGUAUGGAUUUGGUUGAUGUUUUAUCCGAAUCAAUAUUGGAUAUAAGAGGUAAAAGGGUUUUAGAGGUAGGAUGCGGCACUGCACUUCCUUCCGCCUACAUCCUCCGAAACCUUCUUUCCAAUCCUUCUUCAUCCUCGUCAUCCUCUACAUCUGCUAUACUCAUCACAACCAUCCAUCUACAAGACUAUAAUCAUCUCGUACUCUCCCUUGUCACUCUUCCGAACCUUAUCCUAGCCACUAUACCCUACCUACCUCGAUCAAUUCUACAACGAUCUGGAUCAUCUAUGGACGAAGAGGCUGAAGUUGAUUUUACCCAAUCUGCAAACUUAGAUCUCACUCCGGAACUGCUUAUUGCUUUCCUAGACCUUCUGCGGGAAAAUGGUGUAGAAGUACGAUUCUCAAGUGGUGAUUGGUCCGGCUUAGCGGAACAAUUGACAGAUGAAAAGAAAUAUGAUUUGGUACUGACCGCUGAGACUAUUUACUCGGAAGGAUCAGUAAUGCCAUUAUUGGACGUGUUGCGGAACUCUACGAGGCCACGUUCAGACGAAGUACUAGCAGCUGUCGAUAACGAGAGUUUGGGACGAGGGGAAAGUGUAAUUCUACUGGCUGCAAAGGUCCUUUACUUUGGCGUCGGAGGAGGUCUACAAUCAUUCAUCGAACUUGUCGAAGGCACAGGCGGUUGGUCCAAUUCGGUAAAAGAAUGGACAAAAGGAGUCGGUAGAAGAGUAAUUCGAAUAGGAUGGACGUGA
Molecule: messenger RNA, 984 nt
Organism: Tremella mesenterica DSM 1558
Lineage: Eukaryota; Fungi; Basidiomycota; Tremellomycetes; Tremellales; Tremellaceae
Exons: 6
Biological process (GO): peptidyl-histidine methylation, to form tele-methylhistidine
Molecular function (GO): protein-L-histidine N-tele-methyltransferase activity
Source: RefSeq, a predicted model, not a curated record